AUGGCAGCAGCAAUUGCCAUUCCAUAUGCUCGCGAUGACUAUACUGUUGGGUGGGUAUGUGCGCUACCAACAGAGCUCACAGCUGCAAUAUACAUGCUCAAGGAGAGACACCCAGACCUCAAACUGCCAAGGGGUGACUCCAAUGCCUAUAUUCUUGGAAAGAUGGGCGAACACAACGUUGUCAUUGCCGGCCUACCCAAAGGCAGAACUGGCACUACUAGCUCUGCAACAGUGGCGGCUCAGAUGAUAUCUAGCUUUCCAAACAUCAAAGUUGGCCUAAUGGUGGGCAUCGGUAGUGGCAUCCCUCAGAAGGUCUGGCUUGGAGAUGUGGUCAUCAGCGCUCCCGUCGAUGAUCGGCCUGGUGUGAUUCAAUGGGAUAUGGGUAGAGCAGAAGACAAGGGCUUCGUUCAGACGGGGUCUUUGAAUCCUCCUGCGAAGCUCCUCUUGAGCUCCCUAGCCAAAUUUGAGGCCGAACAGAUAAAAGUUCAUGCCAGUAUGAUGGAAUCUCUGGCUAAACAAGUGCCUGACUAUUACUUCAAAUCACCACAGCCUAAAGAUAUUGCCUAUGAGUCGACCUAUCAGCAUGUCAGCGGAAAUGACUGCAGCCAAUGUGACGAUAAUAUGGCUUUGAAGAGAGAGCCGAGAAAGCGUCACGGGCUACACUAUGGGCUUGUGGCAUCGGGCAAUCAAGUGAUUAAGAGCGCCGAGCAGCGUGACAAGCUCUAUCGCCAAUUUGACGAAAAGAUCUUAUGUAUCGAGACAGAAGCCGCUGGACUUAUGAACGACUUUCCUUGCAUCGUUAUUCGCGGCAUCAGCGACUAUGGAGACUCACAUACAAAUGUGGCAUGGCAAGAAUACGCCGCCGCAGCGGCCGCAGCUUGCGCAAAGACAUUCCUCGAUGUCGUACCUGUGAGCGAGGUUGAUAAAUUGGAAGCGGUGAAAAGUAAGUACAUGUUUCAUAUACCAUUUAAGAGAUGA
Trichoderma atroviride IMI 206040 is the source of this 978-nucleotide messenger RNA. RefSeq lists its product as uncharacterized. The record is from RefSeq and is a predicted model, not a curated record. Gene Ontology annotation, molecular function: catalytic activity. Gene Ontology annotation, biological process: nucleoside metabolic process. NCBI's taxonomy places the organism in Eukaryota, Fungi, Ascomycota, Sordariomycetes, Hypocreales, Hypocreaceae.